Messenger RNA from Uloborus diversus, 1070 nucleotides. Its product is annotated as m-AAA protease-interacting protein 1, mitochondrial-like. Gene Ontology annotation, cellular component: mitochondrial inner membrane. Bases 141 to 932 code for a protein of 263 amino acids. Lineage: Eukaryota; Metazoa; Arthropoda; Arachnida; Araneae; Uloboridae. The transcript is spliced from 5 exons. Gene Ontology annotation, biological process: protein insertion into mitochondrial inner membrane from matrix; inner mitochondrial membrane organization. Gene Ontology annotation, molecular function: ribosome binding. The record is from RefSeq and is a predicted model, not a curated record.
UUACUUUAAAAACGAAAAUACACUUUCGCUUUAAAAACGUCGAUAUGAUCCUAUCGCUUUAAAAUUACAAAUGCUCUUUUUCAGUUCUUUGUUGUUCUCAUUAUUAAUUAAAUUUUAACUUAUAAACUCUCUCAUUUAACAUGAACCGUCUGUGCUUUAGGAUUCUAAGUGCCAAUUCUUCGUUUUUGCAAAAUCAUAUGAAUGCUUCAAAGCAUUUUCAACAUUCUUUCAAAAACUUAUUUCUUCGCCAAAAUGCAGUUGUGAAAUCUUUAGAAAAGUUGAAAUUUGGUGCUGCAUUAAAACUCAAUUCGUUACUCAAUUCGCGUAGAAUGUGCACUAGUCCUGGAGACAACGGUGGACCGAAGAGAAGCAGAAAGCCUGCGCUAUUAAUGGUGUUUGAACCAAUAAUGCGUCCUGAAGUAUUACUAAGUAUUAAGAAUUGGAUUAUGGCAAAGUUUAUUAUACAGCCUUAUUUAGAUCAAGAUUUUACAUUGAAGGAUUUUACUAAUGGUUCCAAACAGGCCUUAGCUGUAGUUUCUUCAUUACUUUCAGAAGGUGAUUUUCAGUCAUUAAAAGGACUUGUUGCAGAAGAGGCUUUAACGGAAAUUAAAAGCAAUUAUUCUGUAUUGAAUGUUAAAGAGAGACAAGAUUUGUUGGUCAAAAUAGCAGAUAUCUUAUUUGCCUUUCCAUAUCAAAUUGGAAUAAUAUUCGAUGACGAUAAUCAAAAAAGAUUUGCAGAAAUAACUGUGGUGUAUCAUUGUUUGAGUGGUUUUGAAGAACUAAGACGGGAAGGAAAAGUUAUUACAGAAGAGGCAAAAGAGGAUUUAAAGAUAUGUAAUUAUAGGUUUAUAAGGGAGUAUACUAAAGGAGUAGAAAGCGAUUGGAUAAUCAACAAACUAGGACACUUUAAAAUUUGCCAUUUUGAAGAUUAAUAAUUAUUUGCAUCAGAUUUGAAGAAAGAAUGUUUUAGCUUUUGUAUGUUUCUUUUUGAUUGAAACACUGUUAUGACAUAUUUUCAUGUAAUUUCAUUGUACUGUGUUUGUUACAUGAUAAAAUGAUGCUGCAUGGUU